Drosophila miranda is the source of this 6461-nucleotide messenger RNA. It is a transcript of the gene ImpE1, whose product is annotated as titin. The transcript is spliced from 7 exons. The record is from RefSeq and is a predicted model, not a curated record. Gene Ontology annotation, molecular function: protein binding. The coding region runs from base 456 to 5555 and encodes 1699 amino acids. NCBI's taxonomy places the organism in Eukaryota, Metazoa, Arthropoda, Insecta, Diptera, Drosophilidae.
CUUGUCUUAGUUCUUUAAGUCCGUCGUUGGCCGGGCUCCUCUUCAGUUCGUGCUGACCAUCGUACCCGUGCGGACGUUCCAAGCUCAGAGACCCGAUCCGAUCCAGACGUUUCUCGUGUAGUGUGGCUGCACUUUGCACUAUUUGGCUCUACCAAAAACACCCCAAAACAGCAAAAGCCAAGCAAAACAUUUUGAAAUUUUCAAUGAAAAUCUGAAAAAAAGAUCAAGUUACGCGGCGCGAGUGCAAAUCAAAACGCAAAAAAAAAUAAAAAAAAAAUAAAGAGAAAAAAGGAAAACCAUAUAUUAACGACUGCAACGAGGAGUACCAGUAAAAACCUCAACAGAUCUCAACGGAAAGCCACACACAGAAACAAAAAGAGAGUCUUCUUUGGCCUGCAACUGCAACAGAUCCCCGAGGCAGCAGCGCUUCUCUGGGAGCUUCAAGAAGCGGCACAAUGACAGCGACUGCGACUGCGACUGCGACAGCAGCGUCCGCGUCAGCAUCGGCAGCGGCGAGAAAGCAACCUGCAACAAUCGCAAUGCUCAAUGGAAACGCUUUUACGGUUAAGCGGCUCUUAGCGCUGCUCAUCAUCUUCACAGUGCUGCACAGGAGUGAGGCCCUGGAGCUCGGAGACAAGUGCCAGCAUGAUAUGGACUGUACAGAUUUCAUCAAGGGCUCCAGCUGCUCGGCCCUGGGCUACUGCGAGUGUGCGCCAUAUUUCGUUCAACUGAAUUCCAAGCGCUGUUUGUCAUCCCAACUCUUAGGCGGCGACUGCCAGCUGAGCGAGCAGUGCUCGAUGAAGGUGGCCAACAGCAGCUGCCUGGAUGGGGCAUGCCGCUGCGUCGAGGGAUUCUUGCAGUUCCGCAAGCACACCUGUCUGGGACCUGCCCACCCCGGCGCCGUCUGCUACAGCCACGCCCACUGCCAAAUGUUCGACACUCGCACCCACUGCGACUUCCUGAUCCCCAAUCUGUUCGGACGCUGCCAGUGCACGGCUCCCGCCAAGAUGGUCGGCGGUCUCUGCCUGGCCCCAGCCGCCGAUGAUGAAGCGGAAGAGAAGCCCGUCGAGAAGGUGGAGAAGGUGGAGAAGGUGACAUCCACAACAACUUCCACAACCACCACCCCAGAGCCCACAACCAGGAGAACCACUACUACCACAACGACAACUCCGGCACCCACCACCACAACGACCACAACUGCUGCUCCAAUCUUGCUGGAGGAUGAGCUGCCAGCCAGCGUGGAGGAGCAGACCCUGGAGGAAGACGAUGGCGAGGCCGCCAAACUGAGGCCAGAGAUCUCCGAGCUGGACAAUGGCGAAAAGCUGGAGGCCAUAGACAUGGCCCACGAGGAGACAGAGCUCACCCAGCAGCAGGAGCAGCAGGAUGCGGAAAAGGAACAGCAAGAAGCUGCUGCUGCUGCUGCGGCAGCAUCGCAUGGCACAGCUGAAGAUGGUGCGACAACUGGAGUCCAACAGCUGCUGACACCCGCCGAUGUGCCCACCGAGAAUGGCGUCGGUGUGGAGCAGGAGACGGAAGGCGGCCCCACCGAGGACUAUCCCUACAAGAUCGAUGAGGAGUAUACAGAGGAGCACGAAAGCAGGCCCGAUCUGGUGGGAGAACAGCCCGAACACCAAUACGAGGCAUCAGCACCCGCACCCGAACCCAUUAAAGCCGACGAGGAUGCUGUGGAGGCCUCGGGGGCUGAAGAGAUUGCCUCAUCGCCCGUCGACGAUACCAUGAAAUUCGAUUACGAAACGCCCGUCGAGGAGGCGGAGAUGGAGGCUGACAAAGAGGUGGAGUCGCAACCACAGACAGUAGACCAUCAUGAUGUUGAUGAGGUGGUGCCCAUUGAGGCCGAGAGCGAGACUGAUGCGGAGGCAACCACUCAGCCACAGACGCAGACACAGACCCAGACCCAGACCCAGACCCAGACGCUGCUGCAGGAUGAAGACGACCAGGAGUCAGUCCAGACAGUGGCUGACGAGGAAUUGAUACCCGUGAAUGGAGCUGUAGCUAGCGGAGCAGAAAUUGAAAGUGUGACGAAGGUGACAGAAGAAGAGGUACCUGAAGAGGAGGAGGAGGAGGAGGAUGAUCAAGCUUCGGGGGAUCAUGAGAUGGAGACGCCAGACACCACGGCAGUGCCUAAUGAUGAGGUCCCACCCAAGCAGAUGGACGAUCAGCAGGAGAAGGAGGAGCCAACAGAAGCGCUGAAGAUCGAAGUGCCGGCAAAGGUGGAACCAGAGAGUGAAAGCCAAAACGAAGCGGAAAAGGAACAGCCUGAGGAGGAGGAGGAAGAGGUGGAGAAGCCAGAGACACAAACCGAAGCCGCAGAAAUGGAGCCAGCAACAGAAGCUGAACCAGAACCAGAGCAGCAACCAGAGGAGGAGCCAGAGCCAAAGCCAUUGGCAGAGAUGGAGCCAGAGACGGAGACGGAGACGGAGACUGAAAUCGAUCAACCAGAACAAAGCGCCGACAUCAAGCCGACAAGUGGCGAAGAUGAUUUAAAUGAAGCCAAUCAAUUAAAUCAAGAUCAAGACCAAAAGCCACAGGCACAGGUACAGCCAGAGAUUGCGAUCGAGGCUGAGAAGGAGGAGGAGAAUGUGGAAGAGAAAGAGCCAGAACCAGAGGCAGACGCAGAGGCAGACCAAGAGCCCGAGCCAGUGGAAGAGAUGCAGAUCCAUCAAGAUGCAGAUGAAGCCACAACAGAGCCACAAGAAAUCAAAGUGAAACCAGUCGAAGAGGAGAAGCAACAGCCAGAGGAAGACACUGAAACGGAGACGGAGGCGGAGACGGAGACGGAGACGGUGGCAAUCACCGAAGCAGAGCACGAACAAUUGACAUACCCAACAAAUGAUGAUGAAUUGGCGCCAGCCGAGUCCCAGCCAGAGGAAGAGCCAGCGCAAGAGCAGGAGCAGCAGACCACAGAGGCGGCACCCCGUGAACCAGAAAUUUCUAAUGUCCAAGAGGAGAUCGCCACAGAGCUGCCUGAACAGCAGCAGGUGGAGCAAGAGGCAGAGGUGGAGGCAGAGGCAGAGGCAGAGGCAGAGGCAGAGGAGGAGAUCGUGGAGGAAAAUGCAAAUGCAAUUAAAACGCCUGAAGUGUCGGAAGAAGUUGCAGAGCCCGAGGCACAGGCAGAGCAGAGCCCAGAAGAGCUGCAAACCGAAUCAGUGACAGAGAAGGACGCAGAAGUAAAGCCAGAGGCCGUUGCUAAUGAUGAGGUGUCGCAGGUGGAUGUGAAUCAAGAUGUAGCACAGCUGCCAAUUAAGACACCCGAAGAUAUUGAGCCGGAAGCCAGCGAAGCUCUGACAGAGAUCACUCCAUCAUCGGAUCUGGAAACCGAAGUCCAAGACGAAACUGACACCGAACGCAGUGAAAGUGCAGAGGAGCAGCCGGAAAGCCAGAAAGAUGAAACGGAAACCAUCAAAAACGAAAAUGAUAACAUCAUCCAAGGAGCCGAACCGAAUGUCGAUCAAGAAACUAUUCCAGAGCCCGAACUCGAACCAGCGGCACAGUCAGAGCCACAGCAUGUUGUCCCCGAAGAAGAGGAAGAGCUGAUCAAGCCAGAGAUGGACUACACCAGCAUGGAGCACCUCCAAGAGCUGCCCAAGCAGGAGGACGAGCCCAAGCCAGUUGUCAUUGAAGAGGCGGAUUACACCCAAGCGGAGACGGAGACAGAAACAGAGACAGAGCCAGAGACAACUCCCGCACAGGUGGCAUCCAACGACGAUGAUAAUGAAGACACCGCCGAGUCCACUGUGGCCCCUCAGAUCAGUGUGGAGCCCAGUGCGAUUGUGAGCGAGGAACAGGACCAGGAACAAGAUCUGGAGAAGUUCCAUGAGAGCGAGAGCAUUGCCGACAUCCUCAGCGACCUGAUGCUGGAGGGAGACAGCACCGUUCCUCCAGUGCCCUUCGGCCAGCAGCCCGCCCAGACCGUGCCAAUGGUAGAGGCCAACGAGGAUAACGAGGAUAACGAGGAGGCCCAAGCGGAAGAGGCUAUUCCCGAUCUCGUGGCAGAGGCCGAUGAAACACACGAUCAGGUGCAUGUCGAGCAGGUCCAGGCUCCAGAUCAGACAGAGGAGCAAGUUCCCACCAUUCCAGAUCUCUUUGCGGAGGCAGCAAAUGAUGAAGAGCAGGAGGAGGAUCAGGCCACACCCAUUCCCGAACAGGCAGCAGCGGAAGAGGAGCCCCAGCAGGAAUCCACCACGGAUGCCAAGGUGCAAGCGGAUGAAGAGAAGCUGAUUACCUUCUAUCCAGAGGAACAGCAGGAGACCGAAUCGAUUCCAGAGGAAGCCACCACCGUUAAGGAACCCCAGACACAGGAGCAGCACGAGCAGCAGCAGCAGCAGCAGCAGCAGGAGGAAGAGGAGCACACCUUGUCUCCCGAGGAGCUCCCCUUCGACCUCAGCGAUCACUCUCAGCCCAUUCGCAUCAACGAGCUCGAGUCGGACAACCUGAUUGUAGAGUCCACCACCGUCACCGAUGGCAUCCAUGAGCUGGACAGCAACCACAUCGAAGAGGAGCCUGCCUCCCAUCCCAUCGCCCAUGAGGAGGCUACGCCCAAUCCCGCCGACAUCGUGGAGAUCACCACCCAGACGAUGCUGGGCCUGGCUAGCCGUGUGACCCUAAUGGAGCCCGCUGCCCCCGUGGCUACCACCCUGAUGCCCCUGAUGCCCUCAGAUGAGCCCACACCCGAGCCAGUGGUGCCGGCCUUCUCUUCGUCCCUGCUCAAACCUGGAUCGGAGCUGCGCAAGCGCGUGGAUCUCGGCCUGGAGGCCAUCUCCCUGGGCCUGCCCUGCAGCAGCGAUCGUCAGUGCCAGCUCUCGGAUCCCCACACGGUGUGCAAUGGACGGGGAGUCUGCGACUGUGCCGGUAGCAGCGAGAACGGAGGCCAGUGCAGUGCCCAGAGGACAGGAUGCAGUCCGGGAACAUUCCAGUGCCGCUCCAGUGGCGUCUGCAUCUCCUGGUUCUUUGUGUGCGACGGACGCGCCGACUGCAACGAUGACUCCGACGAGGAGUGCACCCACAAUGCCCGCCUGAACCAGACCUGUCCCACGGAGUCGUUCCGCUGCCAGCGCAGCGGUCGCUGCAUCUCCCGCGCCGCCCUCUGCGACGGACGCAAGCAGUGUCCCCACGGCGAGGAUGAGCUGGGAUGCGACGGCAGUUUCAAGGGCGGCAACGCCUGUCCCGAGCACACGUUCCGCUGCAAGAGCGGCGAGUGCCUGCCGGAGUACGAGUACUGCAACGCCAUUGUGUCCUGCAAGGAUGGCAGCGACGAGCCGCCACAUCUGUGCGGCUCUCGGUCCGUGCCCAGCCUGUUCAUGCGUCUGAUCGAGGCGGGUGGGCUUCUGGGUGGUGGACGCCGCGAGGCGGACGCCUAUUGUCCGCAUCGUUGCAGCAACGGACUGUGCCGCUCUACGGCCAUUGUGUGCUCCGGACGCGAUGGAUGCGGGGAUGGCACCGACGAACAGACCUGUGCCGUGUGUCGUUGUCCUGCCCCAACUGCUGCCAGCCUGCCCGGAUAUCUGGCCCGGCAGCGCCCCAUGCCACUGUGGUAGGGGACAUAGGAUAGGGAUCCGAAACCAAUUAUCCAACACCGACUGCAACGUUUUGCCACACUAUUCUUCGAGCUUUCCAACACUAUCUGUCGCACAACCCCCGCAUAUUCGAGACGAUUUUUUGCCUAGCAUUUAAGUUGAUUUUUUAACAAAUUAUUUAUUUAUUUAUUAUGAUUUUAGCUGCGCCCUUGCCACGCCCAAUUGCCACCUUGCUAUCAAAGGGCUCCCCCCUUUGAGCCAGUGAUGUUUGUCAAUUGAGCCACUGGACGCAUCCCUAAAAGUCCCAUAUCCCCCCACACAAACACACACACAAACACCCAUUUCGAUUAUUUAUUCUACUCAUCCCGACCAUCGAACUAAUUUUUUUUGUACCUUCAUGCCCAAAAGGAACCACACUACUCUAUCACCCACACACGAACACACGAAAACACACAAACAACAAUCUUCAUUUAGUUUAGUUUUAUGGAAUUUUCUAAUCUAAUUUAUUUAAAUUAUUGGCCCGGCAAACCCAGAAACGGAAACGGAAACAGACACAGAAAAAAGGGAACUAAGCGAAAAUCCCCCAUUAAAUUGAUGCAUUUUUAUCGAUUAAUUUUUUGUAAAUAAGUAAACAAUUGUUCGAUGUACACGAUAAACGAUAAACGACAAUGACUAUGCAGAAACGUAGGGCAUACAAUCCCGGGCAGCAAACCAUCAGAUCAUAUCCCCUAUAUCUUAUUAUAUGUACUGUAUGUAUUGUAUGUAUUUAGGGUACGACCCGAUCACCGGGCGGCACUCACACAGAUUUUCUCAAAGUCAAGAAGCAUCACAAUAAAAUAAAUAAAGUCCAAUCCAUUGAAGCAGGCGAAAAAUGCAUCAAAAAAGAAAUGACAAUAAAGAGAAACAAAAUCUAUUUAAAAAAAAAAA